GACGUGUUUCUCUCGGUUCAUCGUGACUUGAUUCAAAUGUUGGAUCGCUCUUCUCAUCUCUGCGGUUCUGUUUCUCUCUCUCUUUGUGUAAUUAUAGAUUACACAUUCGGCAUAUGAUGAUUAUAGGACACUUAUGAAUUCACAAUAAAACAGAUUACAUGAGUAUAGAAGAAUAUUUUGAAGAAGAUGAAGAACCACCUUUACUGCUCUGCUCCUGUCUGUCUGAUUCUGCUGGAGUUAUGGGGGACAUUAGCGGCGCAGUGUCGGUGGGAGGACGGGUGUGCAUGUCCGCUCUGUCCAGCUGGGCAGGAGCCCACCACGGCUUGUGGGGAAGUUGAGGGUCCCAUUAAGGUUCCCAGUGAGGCCGGACUGUGCCAGACUUGCCCAGCAGGCACCUUCUCUGAUAACCGUGACACUGAGCCGUGCCGCCCACAUAUCUCCUGCAGUGGACUCAACCGCUGGAUCUCGACCGCACCGACCUCAUACUCUGACGCCGUGUGUGGAGGAUGCCUUCCCGGGUUUCACCCUGCUGCUAAACGGAAGUCCUCCACCCUCCACGCCUGCGUCAGGAAGCCAUACAGCCGUCGGAGACGUAACGUUGUUAGGAGCACCCCUAGCAAGUCUGGAGUGGGAGGUGCAAACUCCACCAAUGUUCAAAGUCCAGAGGAGAAGAGCACGGAAUAUGCUGUGUUUGCACUAGUGCCCAUCUUCUGUGUGAUGGGCCUGCUGGGAAUUUUCAUCUGCAACCUGCUCAAGAAGAAGGGAUACCGCUGCAAUGCAGAGAAAGAGGGCAUAGACGCAGAAGCCGCCACUCCGCAGAAAGAAGGAAACCCUUGUCCAUACAUCGUUGAUGACCCCAAUGAAGACACCAUAAGCAUUCUGGUGCGGCUCAUCACGGAGAAGAAAGAAAACGCUGCUGCUCUGGAAGAACUUCUGCAGGAAUAUGAGGAUAAACAGAUGGCCCUCAACAAGAGCUCAUCCAUCAAGUUUCCGGCUCUUCCUCAUUUCUCCCAGUUCCGUUCGUUGCCCCGGCUGUGUACCCACCAGCAUCAUUUGCACACUAUAAACGGGCUGGCCACACGCUCCGGGCUCUGCUGUUCCCGCUGCAGUCAGAAGAAAUGGCCCGAGCUGCUGCUGCCCGCCCUGGCGCUGCCCGCCGAUACGCACAAGAGCCCUACUAACGUGGUCAAGACGCCAGAGGUCACCAUCCUGUCUGUAGGAAGGUUCCAAGUUGCUCAGAUCCCAGAAAUGAAGUCAGCAUCCAAGGAAGUGACCCAACCGGAAUCGAGCGAUACCGACUCCAUGGACAGCGGCCACACCGAGCUGGCGGAAGAGCGCUCACUGCUGGGCGUGUCCUGUUCCUCUAAUUCCUCCUCCUCAAAGUGCAGGCAGGAGAUGAACAUAUGAAAGGUUGGAGAAGGACAUCCACUGACAGGACGCGACCCUUAUGCGGAUGACAUCAUCCUUAGGCGACCGAUCAGGGCAGAUAUGUGGCGGUGAUGUCAGUAUUCACCACCUUGAGGAGCCUUGAAUUCAAGACCUUAGAAAACAUUCGUAUUUAUUGCAUAAGUCAUAGAACUAUUUUAUUAAAAUAAAAUAAGCUCUGUCUCUGCUAGCAGAUCAUAGGAGACCGAAGGGCAUUUACUCAAAAGACACUAAAGAUGUCUUAAGUGCAGCCUCUGCUGCAGAUUGACUUGUCGCACAAUCAAAAACAAUGAGACACCAGAGAGACAGUCUCUCCAGUUAAGAAGUAUUAUGAGAAACUAGUUUGAUUUACUAUUUCAUUUUCUGUUUUUGUUCUUUUUGUUACUGUAGUUUUGUCUUUUAGUAUUUAAAAUUUUAAGUUGCAUAUAUACAGUCAUGGUCAAAAGUUUGCAAACACCUUGUUUUUUUAUUAAUAAUAAUUCAAGCAAAAACAUGCAUACAACUGUCAAUUUCUUAUAUUGUUUAAUAAAAAUAAGUAUAUUCAAACAAUAGUACAGGAUUUACGUAUACAAAAUUAUUUAUUUACUUAAGCAAAGAUGGUUUACACUAAUUCACCAACUUAAAAUAUUUGCUAAUGGAGUGAAUGUGCUUUAUGUGAUGUUUAAACUACACAACUGAUAUACAGCAGACCAAAAUCAUUAAUGUGUGAAUGUCAUUAUAUUAGAUGAGAGAGUUCAUCAAAUUAACUAUAAGCAUGUUCCACUAACAACAAACACUCUUUAGAUCUAUUGUUUUAUCAUUUCACUUAUUUUUGUCAAUUGAUAUGCUUGAUAAGUGUACUAAUGUCUUUCAUUCAAAUAAAUGCUGCUUGGUUUGUGAUGAUUUUGUCAUCUCAUGCAGUGACAUUCAGACAUUUUUAAGGAUGAUUAAAAAUGUCCAAAUACUUUUUGGGCUACAUUUUUUUGGUUUAUAUUUUUAUUUCUGUAAAGAUAAAGAAUUAAGUGACUAAUUGUUUCAUAAUUUAAAAAAGGCUUAUGUCAGUGGCAUAGAAAUACUAACAGCAAUAUUGCUUAAAAAUGACAUUUUUCAGGUGUUCACAACCUUUUGACCAUGACAGAAGAAUGUAAUAUUUCAUAUAUUGGCAAACCCAGAUUCAAAAAGGCUCUUUUUCACCACAACCUUCAGCUCGUCAGCUUGAUUGAACAGCUUUUAAAAAGUUUUUCUCUAAAAAAAAGAAAAGAAAAAAAAACAAGAAAUACAAUAUAGCACGCAAAUCUGAGGACAGACAGCUGAGAAAUCUUGCCCUAAGUUAAGCUAAAAUAGAUUUAUUGCUCCUUUUGAAAGUAUUAUCAUCUCAAAGAACAUUUGUAGUGCCUCAGACUAGCUGUCUUGUUCUUUGCUAUAUAACAGUUAUAGAUAGUGUUAGUGCUGAACUUUAUGCAUUUCAGAUUGCUCGCUUUAUCAAACGUAUGGGAUUUUCGGCCACAUACAGACUGUAAAGUUUCAGGAGUGACAACCGCAUUUUAAAUUCGGGAACGAGUUCCCUUAAAUUCUCAUUCUGCGUGUGUACUGAACACGACUCGCUCCCGAAAUUGCAAUGUUUGACACCAUGGUAACCAUAGCAAUGUUCUGGCGUCAUACAUUUCCUGUCAGAUGUAAUAGACAUUUAGAAAAUGUCUUUAAGAUGUUUAUUAUUUAGAAUGUAUGUAAAGCUACCUUUUUAAAGAUGUUUUUACACAACAGAUGUUUUCCAAAUUAAGCACUCUUUAACAGACAUCUUGGACAUGUACAUGUGUGAGCUGUAUUUUGACUGUAAUGUUACAAUAUUACAAUAAUGAUGUUCUGCAAUUUUAACCAAAUAACUGUCCACAGAGACCUUGUGUUUUGUUUAUGCUCAGAAAUCUACUUCUCCACUGAUUAUGAGCGGUUUUGGGCUUGUUGUUUGGGCUUGGCUCAUAAAACGAUCAAAUUUAUGACGUUAUUAAAUGUGUUUGUCAUUACCUGAAUUUUCGGGGAGUAAUACAGUUCAACAGUGCUCGUCCACUUUUCCAGCGGCGCUGGUUCCGGAAGUAUUUUUUUCAUUAAUUUUUCCCAAAGGGAUUUUUUAGCCAAGCAGCUACGAAAUGAAUAAUAACAUUACAAACUUUGAUUUGAAGCCAAAAAAAGUAUUUGAAAAUCAGACAAAAAAGGUACAACAAGAGUACAAAAAAGGUACAACAAGACUGGGUCCCACUUUAUACUAAAGGGAUAGUUCACCCAAAAAUGAAAAUUAUGUCAUCAUUUACUCACCCUCAAGUUGUUCCAAACCUGUAAAAAUUUCUUUGUUCUGUUGAACACAAAGGAAGAUAUUCUGAAGAAAGUUUGUAAUCAGGCCGCUUUGGGGCACCAUUGACUUCCAUAGUAGGAAAAAAAAAAUACUAUGGAAGUCAGUGGUGCCCCAGAACUGUUCAGUUUCCCACAUUCUUUAAAACAUCUUUCUUUGUGUUCAACAUAACAAAAAAAUGUGUACAAGUUUGGAACAACCUGAGGGUGAGUAAAUAAUGACAGAAUUUUCAUUUUUGGGUGAACUAUCCCUUUAAGUGGCCUUAACUACUAUGUACUUACAUUUAAAUUAAUCAUUUGAUACAGUGCACUUAUUGUGUACAUACAUGUUUUUACAUUCUACUUAUAUUUUAAAAACACCUGCAUGUAAUUACAUCUGUAAUUAAUUUCUGUAAUUACAUUUAUAAUUACACUGUUGACCCAUCCCUUACACCUUUCCCCUACCCUUAACCCUACCCAUACCACCAAAGCUUUCCCUAACCUUACCCGUAUCCCACCUCAAUAGCAGCAAAAGUGUUUUGCAAUUCAAUAUGAACCCAAUAAGUACAUUGUACUUAUUUUUUGAUGUAAGUACAUAGUAGUUAAGGCCACCUAAUAUAAAGUGGGACCCAAGACUGUACUUAAAGGAAUAGUUCACCCAAAAAUAAAAAAUCUGUCAUCAUUUAUUCACCCUCAAGUUGUUCUAAACCUGUAUGAGUUUCUGUCUUCUGUUGAACACGAAAGAAGAUAUUUUGAAGAAUGUUUACCAGACCGUUUUUGGUCCCCAUUGACUUCCAUAGUAUUUUUAUAUAUAAAUAUAUGUGUAUUAUGGGAGUCAAUGGGCACCAGGAACUGUUUGGUUACCCACAUUCUUCAAAGUAUGUUUUUUUGUGUGUGUUCAACAAAAGAAAGAAACUCAUACAGGUUUAGACAACCCAAUCUCAAGGCAAUUUUAUGAGGUGGCUAAUUCGUACAAACUCACUCGUACGAAUUCAUACGUUUUAUGCUAAUUUGUCUAAACCCUGUCAUUGGGGUUUAGACAAAUCGUAUGAAUUCAUUCAAGUGAGGUCGUACGAAUUCAUACGAAUUAGCCACCUCGUAAAAUACAUACGAAUUGGUCGUGAGAUAGCGUUGGUUUAGAACAACUUGAGGGUAAGUAAAUGACUUUUGGGUGAACUAUAUAUAUAUUUACAUAUUUUGAGAGCAUAGGGAGAUUGACUCAGUUAUGUCAUUUGUAGUGCUUCAUGGCUUCAUAGGAGUGGGCAGAACUAAAGAGCUCUUUUGGCGCAUUUUGCUUUUUCCGAUUUUUGCUUUUUUCGCCUUUGGUGCGAUUUUCUGUACAGCAUCAUGGGUAGUAUAGUUUUUCACUACAAUUUCUGCUGUUAAACACAAUUAUUUUAAAACGGAAUUGACAUAAUGUGGGCUAACGGCUUCAACAGAAGCAAAUACUACAACCUUGUCGCUCACAGUAAGGCUGUCUUUAAAGUUUUAUAAGUUAUCGUUAAUAAUCAAUUUCCCUAUCAUGGACCCGACUGUUUCACUUUAUUCGGUUCUAAAAUGCAGUUACUCCCGUAAAUUACUGUGUACAGAACAGGAUUAAGCACUAAAAGGUGAAUUAACAACCGAAUUUAGCUGCAGUGUGUAUGUGGUUCAUUGUGCUGUUGUAUUUCAAUCUGUGAGGCUAAACCAGAUCUCUUUCCAGAUUCCUCUCACAUUUCAAACCAUGACUUAGUCAUCAGAGCGGUUCCAUCAGAUACCACAUUUGGGGAAACUGAAGUGGGCAUUAUUAACCACAAAACAUUGCGGCCAGCCGAGAUCUAUCAUGAAAGUUUCCUCUCACUCAUCAGUCUGGUUAAUGUUCACACCGCAACUAAAUGUGGAUCAAAUCUGAAGAAAAAAAGGAAUCUGAUGUUUUCAGUUCUGAUAUCUAAACAGAAAUAUUACGUUAUGUUAAUAUAUAUUGAUGUCUCAAACAGUGUCAUUAGAAGCUUAGAUUUACAACCAGAAGUCUAAUGACAAAAUAUAUUAAAUGAUAUUAUGAAAUUUGCAAAUGUUAUUAUGAACAUGCCAGAGUAGGUCAUGAGUGUCUGAUAUUUAAAAAGCCAAAAAAUCAUUUCCUCACUUAGUAUUUUAGUCUUGUUUUCCAUUACAAAUAUCUAAAAAUCCUUAAAUCAAGAUACAUGAUACAAGACAUAAGAUAUUAAGCACUGUUUUUUAAGAAAAAAGGGAUCAAAAUUAAGUGAUUUUAUAUUCAAAACAAGAAAAAAUAUUUGUCAAUGGGGUAAGAAAAAUAAUCUUGUUUUUACCUUUGAAUUAAGUUUAUUUUUCUGGCCCCAAUGGCAGAUAGUUUUCUUGUUUAAACAUAAACUCACCUAAUUUUGAUACAUUGCCCCGGUUUCACAGACAAGGCUUAAGCUAGUCCUGGACUAAAAUGCAUGUUUGAGCUUUUUUAACUGAAAGCAACUUGUACUGACACAUCUUAAAAUGUCAGUGCCAUUGUUUUGUCUCAAGAUGCACACCAGUAAUGUUUUUUUGUCGGGUAUGUUUAUAAAUGCUACUUAAAUAUCCUAAUUGAACUAAGACCUAAUCCUGGCUUAGUCUAAACCCUGUCUGUGAAACCAGGCCAAUAUCUUAAAGUGUAACUUCACGAUUUUCAACCUGCUUUGUAUUGUUACAAUGUCGGUAGUAUAUGUAAAUUAACAAUGUUUACUCGUUCUCUGUGUUACCUUGAGAGAGAAAUUCACAUUUGUUAGUUAAAACUUUGACAACUCCAGGGCUUUCGUGAAAACCAAAAGUAACUCACUCCUGAUAAAUGUUUACUUCUUGAAUUCUUGCUUUUAAGUCGACAACAUUGUGGCUAAUAGUUUGCUAAGAAGUAUUUCAACUAAAGCAAAGCGGUAUUUGACUCUGGUUAGCAUAUCUAUAGCAGACUGGUGAGAGUGGCCUUGGACGGCAACAUUUUCCUACCUAUUUGGCAAAAGACAACAGCCUGUUUUCUCUGUUUUCUCAAGUCAGGUAAUCACCUUUCUACUGUAUAAGCAGCCCUUAUAAGUAUCCCUUUAAGUCAUUCUGCUUCCCAAGUAAAUUUCUUAAUUCAAGAAUGUUUAGAUAUUUGUACUGGAAAACAUCAGUCAUGUUGCGGUGUGGUGUGAACGAAACCUCCAUAUCAAGACCUUACUCUUACAGAGAAACAAGAAGCUACAAGAGCUGUUGCAUUUAAAGCUGAAUGAGUCAAAGACCUUGAUUGUGAAAUGCAUGUCCUCAUUGGAAUUUUCAUCACAAUUUCCUGAGGUAAUUGGAAAAAAUAUUAUGGAAUAUUACUCAGUUUUUUAUCAUUUCAUUCUUCCAUUGUAUUUAUUUAAUUCGUUUCAUUUGUAAUUUAGAAGAAGUAGUGACAGGCAAGGCUACUCAAGGGUAUAGCAUCACAGUUUUGUUACUGACAUUUACAUGCACAUUUUAUAUAAAGUGGAUUUUUUUUACAAUAUACAUGUGUUUGUUUGCAAUCAUUUCUUGAAUACAUCAUAGUUAGAGCUAGAGACAUAAACUGCUGUUACACCUUACAUUGCAGUUUGCAAAGAUGAACUAGAAUGACAAGGUAAGGGGAAAACUUAGCUCUGUAUUGUUGUUGCUUUUAUUUAUUAUCAUUCAAAUAAUAAUGUUGUUUUUUCUUGAUAUUUAUACUUUUGAAAUAAAGAACUUUACUGCAGUA
Ctenopharyngodon idella (grass carp) is the source of this 7435-nucleotide messenger RNA. It is a transcript of the gene relt, whose product is annotated as RELT TNF receptor. The transcript is spliced from 11 exons. The record is from RefSeq and is a predicted model, not a curated record. Lineage: Eukaryota; Metazoa; Chordata; Actinopteri; Cypriniformes; Xenocyprididae. The coding region runs from base 187 to 1407 and encodes 406 amino acids. Gene Ontology annotation, biological process: apoptotic process.